AGCGGCUGUCGUGGUCGGUGCCGCGCGGCCGCCGGAGCUCCCGGCGGUGUCCCUGCCCCGGCAGCCUCCCUCCCCGGCACUCUGCCAUGGCGGAGGCGGCCGGUGACGCGGGGCUGGGGCCGGGUCGGGGUCCGGGUCCAGCCCAGGAGGGCGCGGAGCUCGCGGCCGUUAUCGGCGCCACCGUGCCCACGGGGUUCGAGCAGACGGCGGCCGAGGAGGUGCAGGAGAAGCUGGGCUCGGCCUCCAGGAUCAGCAGGGACCGGGGCAAGAUCUACUUCGCGGUCCCGGCCCGGAGCCUGCCGCAGGUCCACCGUCUGCGGUCAGUGGAUAAUUUAUUUGUUGUUGUCGAAGAGUUCAAAGACUAUCAAUUUAAAGAAAAUAAGGAAGAAGCUUUAAAGGAUUUGGAAGGUUUGGUUAAAAAGCUGCCCUGGACCGAUCCGUUGAAAGUUUGGGAGCUGAACAACAGCUUAAAAAAGAAAAAGACAAAACGCAAAAAACACAAUUUGCAGAGUCCUGCAAGCAAAGAGAAGCUGAAUGAUGGUGGAGAAGAAGGAGGAGCAGACCAAAAAGACACUAAUGACCAGGAGGGCUGUGCCCAAAGCAUUGUGGGUGUGGCUAGCAGCCAGGAUACAGAGAAGCCCCAAGGGGUGGCAUCCCAAAAUGGGGGAGAGGAGGAAGAGGAGGAUAACGAGCAAUUGGAUGCGAGGGACGAAGUGCAGGCGAGUUCUGGGAGUAGUACCAAGGCUGGUGAUGGUCAGGCAGCUGAAGGAGAGGCAAAGGUGCUGAAGUUCCGAGUGACGUGCAACAGAGCUGGAGACAAGCACAGCUUCACAUCAAACGAGGCUGCGAGAGACUUCGGUGGAGCCGUGCAGGAGCACUUCCAGUGGAAAGCUGACAUGACGAACUUUGAUGUGGAGGUUCUUCUGAAUAUUCACAACAAUGAAGUGGUGGUGGGGAUUGCAUUAACUGAAGAGAGUCUCCACAGGCGGAAUAUCACACACUUCGGACCCACAACGCUGCGUUCGACUCUGGCUUACGGCAUGCUCAGACUCUGUGAUCCCCAGCCCACGGAUAUCAUAGUUGAUCCCAUGUGUGGUACAGGUGCAAUACCAAUAGAGGGAGCUGCGGAAUGGCCCGGCUGCUACCACAUUGCAGGGGAUAACAACCCUCAGGCUGUGAAGAGAGCAGCAAACAACAUCUGCUCCUUACUGAGGAAAAAUGAGAGUAAGGACAGCAGCACUGCCCCGGGUGUUCCCUUGGACAUCAUCCAGUGGGACAUCUGCAACCUGCCUCUCCGGACUGGCUCUGUGGACAUCGUAGUGACAGACAUGCCCUUUGGGAAGAGGAUAGGGUCAAAGAAGAAGAACUGGGAUCUCUACCCGGCCUGCCUGAUGGAGAUGGGCCGGAUCUGCACCCCAGGGACAGGCAGGGCUGUGCUGCUUACCCAGGACAAGAAAUGCUUUGCCAAGGCCUUGUCACGGGUGGGACACAUCUGGCGCAGAGCUCAGACGGUGUGGGUGAACGUGGGGGGACUCCACGCUGCAGUGUAUCUGCUGCGGCGCACCUGGGAGAGAGCAGAAGAGAGAAGGUCCUUCUGGUAAACUGCCUGGAAGAAGACACACCUCCAGAAUUUGUUGAAUGGCCAUUUGGUAAAGCAGACACCACAGAGCUUGGGUCUGUCAGUUCCAAACCCAGACAACCUAAGUAGAAAUUGUGUCACACAAAUAUUAAACCAGGGAUCAACUUGAGAGCUGCCAGUUGUACUGUGUGUUCUGAAAACUUGUUAUUUAAAUCACCUCUCCUCCUUGCCACCCAAACUGAAAUUCAGUUGUGGGAUUAGUAACGCUUUCCAUGGCCCGAGUCUUCUAUAUUUUUCAGUUAAAUAUUUAUUCCUCUGCUUACAGUAGAAAACAUGUUGAGGCAGCUCUGAAGGUAACAGUUUACCAAACUGUAGAAAGCUUACAUGUGUCUUAAAAUGACUAACAGGACUACUAAGACUGUCACCUUGAAGGGUUCAGAGGUAGUAUUUCUCUAGUGUGGGAUAUUUCCAAAUUGAAGUUUUCUAAUUUAUACCAUUGCUCAAAUGUAAACGAAGAAAAUAAAACAAUAUCUGGGUUUUAUGGUCUGAUAAGCAAAUUCCAGUUAGUAAACAAUAUGCUGUGCUACUGAUUCUCUUGCCUGUUACCUCACCUUAGUGCUAAUUACCAGUAAAUGUCUAAUCCAUAUUUUAAUGUUCCACUGUCUUGGCUGAGGGGGUAACUCACACAGCCUUAGCAAACCGCCUGUAGUUACUGUUUGAGAACAAAGAUACUUUUAGCAGCUAUAUUAACAAGUUUGUGUUUCCAGUGUCUACUGUGGACACAUCAAAGCGGCAGUGUUUGAAUUUCUUAGGUGAUUUAACUGUCAUAGUUAUGCUGCCACAGUAUUUACAAAACUAUAUUCCCUGUCCACUAACUUGAAGUUGCAAAUAAUUUUUCUUCUCUAAACAUACUGUGAUUUUUCAAGCCUCUUACUCUGCUCAGCAGAGGCUGAAAACACAUUACUGGUUUACCCUUUUCAUUACAGUGUGUUCAUGCUAAGUACUUGUAAGUGUUCAGAGGUGAAUUAACAAGUAUUAAAGUUUUAGAAGUUUUGCAUAAGAGA
Molecule: messenger RNA, 2643 nt
Organism: Corapipo altera (White-ruffed manakin)
Lineage: Eukaryota; Metazoa; Chordata; Aves; Passeriformes; Pipridae
Gene: THUMPD3
Product: THUMP domain containing 3
Exons: 10
Coding region: 87-1601 (504 amino acids)
Biological process (GO): tRNA methylation
Molecular function (GO): tRNA (guanine) methyltransferase activity; RNA binding
Source: RefSeq, a predicted model, not a curated record